Molecule: messenger RNA, 544 nt
Organism: Brassica oleracea var. oleracea
Lineage: Eukaryota; Viridiplantae; Streptophyta; Magnoliopsida; Brassicales; Brassicaceae
Product: transmembrane emp24 domain-containing protein p24delta8-like
Exons: 4
Coding region: 158-544 (128 amino acids)
Biological process (GO): Golgi organization; endoplasmic reticulum to Golgi vesicle-mediated transport; intracellular protein transport
Cellular component (GO): endoplasmic reticulum-Golgi intermediate compartment; COPII-coated ER to Golgi transport vesicle; endoplasmic reticulum
Source: RefSeq, a predicted model, not a curated record
UCACAAGUUUAAACAAAUUAAACGUUUACACGUAAAUGUUUGACUCUCUUUUGAUCCUGCUAAAUUUUACCAAAACAGCCAAAAACCUUUGAAUACUGCUAAGAUUUUUUUCUAAUUAUUAUUUAUCUCUAUCUCUCUCUUUUGCUCUGGUGCCGCCAUGGAUCUUCUUUGUUGGAGCUCGAUGAAAUGCAUCUCGGAGGAUAUUCACGCAAAAUCCAUGACCGUUGGCAAAUACUUCAUCGUAAACCCUAACGAUGAACACCAUCCUCUCCCUGAUUCUCACAAAAUCAUCGUCCAGGUGAUGUCGCCACAAGGGACGAUGCUGCACGAAGCCGAUAAUACGGAGUCUGGCCAGUUCUCGUUUACUGCAUCUGAGACCGGUAGUUACUUAGCGUGCAUCACCGCCGUCGAUCAUAAGCCGGAAACAACAUUGACCAUUGAUCUAGAUUGGAGGUCUGGUGUUCACUCCCAAGACUGGUCGAAAGUGGUUCUCCACAUCCAUGUGAACGACGAAAGACGGUUGUUUUCUAGCACUACGUGCUAA